Molecule: messenger RNA, 555 nt
Organism: Heterobasidion irregulare TC 32-1
Lineage: Eukaryota; Fungi; Basidiomycota; Agaricomycetes; Russulales; Bondarzewiaceae
Exons: 4
Coding region: 1-555 (184 amino acids)
Biological process (GO): vacuolar protein processing
Cellular component (GO): intracellular membrane-bounded organelle
Source: RefSeq, a predicted model, not a curated record
AUGGCUAACGCCUCUGCCAAGAAGACAGCCUCCCAGAAUGAAACAGUCAUUCAAAAUCUAUUCUAUGGGCAACUCCUGAGUCACCUUCUACCACUUGUCGUGCGAUGGCUGCUCAAGACCCACACGACGAAGAAAGUCGCAUUCUUCUUCACGUUCUCGUUCAUUGUCUCUCAGUUCAUCUACCACCGAUUGGUAAAAAUGGGAACUCCGAAACGUGAUAACACUGGACAAUUGAUUUCUUCGGGAGAGGAUUUGAACCAGCCCGGCGUGACAGAAUGGAUGUUCGACGUCCUCUACGUUGCAUGGGCUACACAAAUAGGGAGCGCAAUAUUCGGAGAGUGGGUAUGGUGGCUAUUCACAGCGAUACCGGUCUAUGUUUUCUACAAAUUGUGGUACUCCUUCAUAUCUCCUGUGCUGUUGGGAAGACCGUCCUCGUCUGGUGCCGAAGAAACACAGGACCCACCAGAGAACCUAAGUAAGAGACAGGAAAAACUCCGAAAACGGAGUGAGCGCGGAGAUUCCAGAGUUGGCAAGGUGCAGAGUGGACGCCGGUGA